ACAAUUAGUAAGGGUGGUAUUAUUGAGAGAAUAGCUUGUGGAUUGUCUAAACGGCACAUACUGGAUUCUCUGAAGGUAAGUAGCCCACAUCUGUACACAUUACGUCUGUAUUCAUAAAUGUUUGUAGACUACAACAUUUUGUAUAACAUGCUUUUUAAAAAUGUUUUUCCACAGCUUAAAUGUUUGUUGUUGUUGGCAAAACCCCUCUUAUUGUGAUUAAUUCGUUUUAAAUAUUUAACUUAGUUCCACUAGGUAUAAAAACCAAUAUGCACCUUUUGGUAUGUAGCUUAAUACUACAUUUGCCAAUAUUUGCUCCAAGCCCCUGGCAAAUAUCAUUUGAAUGAAUGUGUCAUGCCAUUAGAACAAUGGUACAAAUGUAUAUGCUGAAUAUUCAUUCAUGAACAAAAUAACAACAUUUAUAAUAAUAAGCUUACAAUGACAAUGUGUCUCUCUUUUCUUUUGAGAUUUAAGGAUCCUAGUUGAUGACAAUUUCAGAUUAGCACUUGGAUCCGUUUCAAAGGUUAUGAAAGUUGCUUGUCACACCCAUAGAAGCAGAAAUAUUAUGCCAACCAGAUGACUUUGAAUUGUGACAGUGCACAUGUCCUAGGAACUUAAAACAUGCAAAAGUUAAUUCACUUGUCACAUAAAUCUGCACUUGAGUGACUGUGACUGCCUGCAUAGAGUGAUUCACUGAUCUCAUGGUCUGAAUAGUUGGUCAAUGCUAUGCCACAUAUUGUAAGAUGUGAAAAUGUGAUGCGAUAGAAAAUGUAAAAUAUAUUUUGAAAACCACCAAAAGGAAAACAUUAGUCAGACACUAAUGGCGUUAUUAUCUUUAAAUAAUUUAUUGAGCAAAUGUUUAUAAGAUGUAUUAGACAUUCGUCUAAUCGAAGGCAGGAUAAAUCAUUAUCAAAUUACCUAGUUUUGUAAAUACUGUAUAUGAAAUAUGCCAUCAGUGACUUGAAGUGUCAUUAUUGAUGAAUUGUAUUGAAGUGUCAUUCUUGAUGAAUUGUAAGUCGCUCUGGAUAAGAGCGUCUGCUAAAUGACAAAAACAUUAAAAAAAUAUAUUUAUAUAAUGUGUCAUGACGCGUCCAUUGGACAAAAUCAUGUUCGUCUAGUUAAAAGCAGCAUAAACAUGUAUUACAACAUGUAUACAUAAAUGAAGGCAACCUCAACUCGCCCUAGCAUAGCAUUCAACAGAUUGUUUAGGACAGAAAUCAUUAUUAACUUUUCAAAAUGUACAUUAACUCAUUAAUUUAGGGUCCGCAAAUAUUCUCAUAUUUACUAUAUUGAAAUUACGGUUUUAAAUCGCUUUCUCUGAAUUCCAGGAACGCAGUGUCUGAAUUCAUUCACCAUGGGGAGAGAGGAUGGGGGCAUACCAGACUCUCUACCAACCAUCCCUGAGGGUAACGUCUGUUUCACAUAAUUUACUGUCUUAUUUAUUAGCAUAGGAUUCCUAGUUAAGAGUAGAUUAGAAGGAGUUGUGGUUGACUGAUACAAUCAGUAGGUUAAAUAAAAUAAUUCUGUACAGUCAGUACACCAAAGUGAGAGGUAUCUUUCAACCUGGUCUCAGAGCAUUUCGUAUUAUUCUCUAUGUAAAUCAUAAAAUUCAAUUUAGUAUGAUAUCAAAUAAAAUCAAAUCAAAUCAAAUGUUAUUGGUCACAUACACAUGUUUAGCAGAUGUUAUUGCGGGUGUAUCGAAAUGCUUGUGUUUCUAGCUCCAACAGUGCAGUAAUAUCUAACAAGUAAUAUCUAACAAUUUCACAACAGUACACACAAUACACACAAAUCUAAAGUAAAGGAAUUAAGAAUAUAUAAAUAAAUAUUUGGAUGAGCAAUGUCGGAGCGGCAUAGACUAAAAUACAAUAGAAUAUGUUACGUUUUUUUAUGGUAUGUAUUAAUUUGUGGAUGUCCAUCACCCAUUUUGUAUAUGACAUGUUACGAAUUACUAUUCGUAUUAUAUGUUACGAAUUUGCUAAAUGUACAAUAUGUUCUGAAUUUGCAAAAAGUAGGAUAUGUAAUGAAUUCUAGCUAGGUGGCUAGGUGGCUAAGGUUAGCUAGCUUGCUAACGUUAGCUAGGCUAGGGGUAAGGUUUAUGGGUUAGGGUUAAGGUUAGGGUUAAGUUAGGAGUUAGGUUAAAGGGUUAAGGUUAGGGUUAGGGUUAUGGGAAGGGUAACUAAAAGGGUUAAGGUUAGGGUUAGGGGAAGGGUUAGUUAAAAGGGUUAAGGUUAGGGGAAGGGUUAGCUAACAUACUAAUUUGAGUGUCCCGAAUUUACAUUUACUAUGUUAUGUCUAAUCUAUGAGACCAAGCUGCCUCAUUGGACAGCAGGUAGCCUAGCGGUUGAGAGCAUUGGACCAAUAACCGAAAGGUCGGUGGUUUGAAUCCUGGAGCUGACUGGGUGAAAAAUCUGUUUAUGUGUCCUUCAGCAAGGCCCUUAACCCUAAUUGUCACUGUAAAUCGCGCAGGAUAAAGAGUGUCUGUUUAAAUGAUGUAAAUGUUCAAUUUAUCAUUGGUAAAUGUUUAAUUGAUUCAGAGGUAUUUGAAAAAGGUUACCCCAAGCUGGCCAUCGAUGAGGAUAAGAAGCCUCAGGAGCGGAUGACAGAGGGGCUGCCAACUGUUGACACAGAGCGCAAGCCAAAGAAGGGCCUGGGGUAAGCAACAUUGCCAUAAUGGUAUUCCUACAUUAUUCCUGUCACAGUGUGCUAGUACUGUUAAAUAUAUUUUGUUUGCUCAUUAAUCUAUGUUUCAUUUUCAAGAAGGAAGAAAAAAGAACCUGCAAAAGCAGUUGGAUUUUUCCAGUUGGUAUGUCGUGACUUUGGUUUCAGAUAUAGUAGGAAAUACACAACAAUCUUUUGGCAAUCUGCACAUACACUAUAGUACAUAUAGUAUAUGUCAAAAUGUGAUAAUUUGUUACAAGUGAUCAUGACAAGAUUCAUAUUCUCCAGUCAUUCCAAUGUCGGCUGCAUAUGACAGUGGUUUUCUGUGUGUUGUGGUUGUAGUUCCGCUACGCCACGGGUUGUGAGGUGCUCCUAAUGAUAAUCGGCCUGCUAUGUGCUGCCCUCCACGGGAUAGCGCUGCCCCUUAUGUGUGUCGUGUUUGGACAGAUGACCGACAGCUUUGUACAAAGUGGACAGCGGCUCAACGUUACAGGUACAAAUUCUGUUUGACAAGGUACAUAUGUAGGAUCUUAAUUUGAUCACUCUGUUACAGGACAUUUAAAACUUCAAAUCAAAACACAUUUUAUUCAUCACAUGCUUCGUAAAAAACAGGUGUAAACUAAGGGCUCUAUUUUAACAAACCUAAUGCAAUGGUACAUCUAAGUGCUGGAGGUAGGGCUUUAGGUUGGGGGUUUUGUCAGAAAUAUAUUUUCUAUUUUCACAACCCAAAAUUAUCCGUGCAGUGCUGAAGGUGGCGAGAAAGGGCUGGGUUUUUUGACAAUUAAACCAGUUGUGGGUGUGUCAGGCUUGGCCCCUCACUGGCCAUUCAGAAAGUGCUCCAUGGCUAAAUAUUUGGUCUAUUCAAGUUGUGUAUUUAUGGUAUUUUAUGUAUUGCCUUGGAAUCAACUCCAAUUCCAAAGUUAGUCCAUUAUAGUUUGUUAAACAGCUUACAGAAAUAAUAAAAUGUAGACCUAUCCCAUCUUUGCUAAAUAUGUUAACUUGAACCUGUUUGCAGUCACCAUUGUUCAAAGUAAUUGCAUGGCUUCAAUGUGGACAUAUAUACAUAGCAUUCGCACUGAUAUCGGGGCUAGCCAAAAGUUGUCAAUAGGCAAGAUACAAUUCAUUAUUGAUAAGGCCUAAAAAGAGAGCGAAUAAUUCUAAUCACAUUUUAAACAAAACAACAACUUGUUUUAAAUAGGCUAUUUCCAAAUACACUUACAGGCACCAUAAUUGCUCCCAGUGAGCAUAUAAUAUUAAAACAACGCAGACUAUGGAGGGUUUUACACACAUCCAAACUUUUCACAGUAGUUGGACAAAGAUCCAAUAUAAAGAGAAAUGGAGGGGUCUCCCCAGUAGCACAGUGGUCUAUGGCACUGCAUCGCACUACAGACCCGGGUUCGAUCCCACUUUACCUCUCCCGAACCCUUUGGGGAGUUGCAGCGAUGAGAGACAAGAUUGAAAAAGGGGAUUUAAUAAAGGGAGAAUGUCCACUCACCAUCACAUUGUUCCAAAUAUAGUGUUUUAAUACAUAUUGGAACCAUCUUACAGAUCUCAUUCACACUGUUCGUUUUUUCAACAACAACAACAACAACAAUAAAUACAUGUAAAAUGUAGAGAUGUUAUAAAACCUCCAGGAUAAAAAAGACUGACGCAUUGCUGUUGAUCCAUCCUUCGUUAUAGUAGGCCUAUAGGGUAACGGUAGCCUAUAGAGGGCUUGGGUUUAAAAAAUAUGAAACAGAAAACAAGCAAUCGUUACAGGAAAAUAACUUCUAAAUAUGAGGUUCACAGGUAUUCACUGAGGUUCUCAUCUCUCUUUAGAUGGGCAUGGACACAUGUAGGGUUUUACACAUGUCCAAAGCAUGGCUAAAAUAAUGUACGGCUGCCUACAAUACAUAGACAAAAAGGGAAUGUCAGCUCAUUGUUUUGCUCCUCAAACUUGAUCUUUUAAUAAAGCUUUGGUGAUUAAGAUUGAUUUCUAAGAGGUCUCACUGAGCCAAACCCUUUAUAUGGUCUUGACUAGCUUGACUUGAUUACAUUGGGCAGGACAAAAAGAAAACAGGCUUCAUUGAGAGGAGGGGAGGCUAUGCUUGGUUUUUAAUAAAAUGAAACAAAAUGGGGGGAAAAUAUAGUGUUUUAUGUUUUUAAAUACUAAGAAGGCCUAUACAGGCACCAAAAGAACAUUACUCUUGUUCCAUGCGCAUAUGGGCAGUGUGCAUCACGGCUGGAUAGGCUGCGUUUUCACUGUCAAAAUUCAUGCCAUAACCAACCGCAUAACCGCUAAAACCAGUUUUUGUUUGGUCUUAAAUAUCCCUUCCAGCACUCCCUGAAAUUAGCACUUUGAUCAUGUUUUUAAGGACGCACCUCAAAUAUUUCCACCCCUCCCAUCUGAGUGCAAGCAAGCUGAUAUAAGAGAGGUACAUUACCAAUCCUUGCGCAAUAGUUGAACAAUAGCAGAGCGCAAAUUAACGUGCGUUUGACACUAGUGCUGCCUUAACGGCAGCCCAAAAUAGAGUCAUAUCAGUGAAAUGCAGAGAAUGUUUACUGUUUAUACUUCACCCUGUCCCCCCUGCUAGUGUAUCCCACUGCACCCUGUCCCCCCUGCUAGUGUAUCCCACUGCACCCUAUCCCCACUGCUAGUGUAUCCCACUUCACCCUGUCCCCACUGCUAGUGUAUCCCACUUCACCCUGUCCCCACUGCUAGUGUAUCCCACUUCACCCUGUCCCCCCUGCUAGUGUAUCCCACUUCACCCUGUCCCCCCUGCUAGUGUAUCCCACUUCACCCUGUCCCCCCUGCUAGUGUAUCCCACUGCACCCUAUCCCCCCUGCUAGUGUAUCCCACUUCACCCUGUCCCCCCUGCUAGUGUAUCCCACUUCACCCUGUCCCCCCUGCUAGUGUAUCCCACUUCACCCUGUCCCCCCUGCUAGUGUAUCCCACUGCACCCUAUCCCCCCUGCUAGUGUAUCCCACUUCACCCUGUCCCCCCUGCUAGUGUAUCCCACUUCACCCUGUCCCCACUGCUAGUGUAUCCCACUUCACCCUGUCCCCCCUGCUAGUGUAUCCCACUUCACCCUGUCCCCCCUGCUAGUGUAUCCCACUUCACCCUGUCCCCCCUGCUAGUGUAUCCCACUUCACCCUGUCCCCCCUGCUAGUGUAUCCCACUUCACCCUGUCCCCCCUGCUAGUGUAUCCCACUUCACCCUGUCCCCCCUGCUAGUGUAUCCCACUUCACCCUGUCCCCACUGCUAGUGUAUCCCACUGCACCCUAUCCCCCCUGCUAGUGUAUCCCACUUCACCCUGUCCCCCCUGCUAGUGUAUCCCACUGCACCCUAUCCCCCCUGCUAGUGUAUCCCACUUCACCCUGUCCCCCCUGCUAGUGUAUCCCACUUCACCCUGUCCCCACUGCUAGUGUAUCCCACUUCACCCUGUCCCCACUGCUAGUGUAUCCCACUUUGUGAAUGUUUAGUGUAUACAGUGUAUUCGGAAAGUAUUCAGACCCCUUGACUUCCACAUGUUGUUACGUUACAGACUUAUUCUAAAAUUGAUUAAAUCGUUUUUUCCCUCAUCAAUCUACACACAAUACCCCAUAAUGACAAAGCAAAAACAGGUUUUAAUAAAUUUUUGUAAAUGUAUAUAAAAAUUUAACAGAAAUACCUUAUUUACAUAAGUAUUCAGACCAUUUACUCAGUACUUUGUUGAAGCACCUUUUGCAGCAAUUACAGCCUCGAGUCCUCUUGGGUAUGAAGCUACAAGCUUGGUAAACCUGUAUUUGGGGAGUUUCUCCAAUUCUUCUCUGCAGAUCGUCUCAAGCUCUGUCAGGUUGGAUGGAGAGCAUCGCUGCACAGCUAUUUUCAGGUUUCUCCAGAGAUGUUCGAUUGGGUUCAAGUCCAGGCUCAGGCUGUGCCGCUCAAGGACAUUCAGAGACGUGCCGAAGCCACUCCUGUGUUGUCUUGGCUGUGUGCUUAGGGUCGUUGUCCUGUUGGAAGGUGAACCUUCACCCCAGUCUGAGGUCUUGAGCACUCUGGAGCAUGUUUUCAUUAAGGAUCUCCCUGUACUUUGCUCCGUUCAUCUUUCCCUCGACCCUGACUAGUCUCCCAGUCCCUGCCGCUGAAAAACAUCCCCCCAGCAUGAUGCUGCCACCACCAUGCUUCACCGUAGGCAUGGUGGCAGGUUUUCUCCAGACGUGACGCUUGGCAUUCAGGCCAAAGAGUUCAAUCUUGUUUCAUCAGCAGAGAAUCUUGUUUGUCAUGGUCUGAGAGUCUUUAGGUGCCUUUUGGCAAACUCCAAGCAGGCUGUCAUGUACCUUUUUACUGAGGAGUGGCUUCCGUCUGGCCACUCUACCAUAAAGGCCUGAUUGGUGGAGUGCUGCAGAGAUGGUUGUCCUUCUGGAAGGUUCUCCCAUCUCCACAGAGGGGCUCUUUUGCUCUUAAAACAGCCUCAAUUCGUCGGGGCAUGGACUCUGCACCUCCCUGACCAAGGCCAUUCGCCCCCGAUUGCUCAGUUUGGCCGGGCGGCCAGCUCUAGGAAGAGUCUUGGUGGUUCUUCCAUUUAAGAAUGAUGGAAGGCCACUGUGUUCUUGGGGACCUUCAAUGCUGCAGAACAUUUUUAGUACCCUUCUCCAAAUCUGUGACUCGACACAAUCCUGUCUCGGAGCUCUAUGGACAAUUCCUUCGACCUCAUAGCUUAGGUUUUUGCUCUGACAUGUACUGUCAACUCUGGGACCUUAUAUAGUCAGAUGGGUGCCUUUCCAAAUCAUGUCCAAUCAUUUGAAUUUACCACAGGUGGACUCCAAUCAAGUUGUAGAAACAUCUCAAGGAUGAUCAAUGGAAACAGGAUGCACCUGUGCUCAAUUUCGAGUCUCAUAGCAAAGAGUCUGAAUACUUAUGUAAAUAAGGUAUUUCAGUUUUUUAUUUGUAAUACAUUUACAGACAUUUCUAAAAACCUGUUUUUGCUUUGUCAUUAUGGGGCAUUGUGUGUAGAAUGAUGAAGAAAACAAUUAAUGUAAUCCAUUUUAGAAUAAGGCUGUAAAGUAACAAAAUGUGGAAAAAGUCAAAGAGUCUGAAUACUUUCCGAAUGCACUGUAUACUUCAUCCCUCCCCACGGAGAAUGUUGACUGACUCCAGCACUUCCUGGUUCUGUCAGCAGUCAUUGUCCUGUUGGAAUGUAUAUCUUCGCCCCAGUCUAAGGUCAUGUACACUCUGAAGCAUGUUCUCGCCAAGGAUUUGCCUCUGUUUGGCUCCAUUUAUUGUUCCCUCUAUCCUUACCAGUCUCCCAUUCUGAUGGUGUUAGACAGGUGAUGAGCUGUGCACUAUGAUCUUAGUAUUUCACUUGCAAACUGUCGUGUGCCUUUUUUUUCUGGAGUGGCUUCCAUCUGGCCACUCUCCCAUAAAGCCCAGAUUGGUGAAGUGCUGUAGAGACUGUUUUCCUUCUGGAAGAUUCUCAGCCAAGGAAAGGGAAAGGGGGAUCUAGUCAGUUAUCUGCCUUGCUCACCUUGCCCUCUUAGGAAUUUGAACCAGCAACCUUGCGGUUACUACCCCAACGCUUUAACCGCUAGGCUGCCACCCAGGGAACUCUGUAGUUCAUCACUCUAGAAAUUGUUUUAUACCCUUCCCAGAUACUGUAUAUGCCUCAUCACAAUUAUAUCUCAGAGAUCUACAGAGUUCCUUGGACUUCAUGGUAUAGUUUCUGUUCUGACAUGGACUGUCAACUGUGGGACCUUACACUGAGUGUACAAAACAUUAAGGACACCUGCUCUUUCCAUGACAUAGACCGACCAGGUGAAUCCAGGUGAAAGCUAUGAUCCCUUAUUGAUGUCACUUGUUAAAUCCACUUCAAUCAGUGUAAAUGAAGGAUACAGGUUUAAAGAAGGAUUUUUAAGUCUUGAGACAAUUGAGACAUGGAUUCAGAGGGGUGAAUGGGCAAGACAAAAUAUUUAAGUGCCUUUAAAUGGGGCGCACCGGUUUGUGUCAAGAACUGCAACGCUUCUGGGUUUUUCACGCUCAACAGUUUCCUGUGUGUAUCAAGAAUGGUCCACCACCCAAAGGACAUCCAGCCAACUUGACACAACUGUGGGAAGCAUUGGAGUCAACAUGGGCCAGCAUCCCUGUGGGACGCUUUUGACACCUUGCAGAGUCCAUGCCCUGACGAAUUGAGGCUGUUUUAAGAGCAAAAGGGCCCUUCAGGUCUUACCCACAUCGGCUACGGAGAGUGUGAUCACACAGUCAUCCAGAACAGGUGGUGCUCUCAUGCAUGGUUCAGUGUUGCUUGUCUCGAAGCUAGCAUAGAAGGAUAGAGUUAUGGUCAGAUUUGCCAAAUGGAGGGCAAAGGAGAGCUUUGUAUGCGUCUCCACAUGAAACAUGACAUAAUUAGGGCUGUUAUGGUGACCUUAUUACUGCCACACUGGUGGUCACGAGUCAUGACGGUAGUCAAAUUCCGCGUGACCGUUUAGUCACGGUAAUUAGGCUUCUCCAAGCUCUGAUGUUGCUGGUGGUCAUAAGUAGCCUACCAAACUUGCUAACUGUCUGGUACUCAGCACUCUAUUGUCACUCUAGUCAUUCUGACAUCAAUGCAAAUGUAAUUGAAAAUCUAAUCAUACACUUCAGGAGAGCCCUUGAGCUCAUGUUGUGCAACAUUUCUAUAGGCUACGCAAUUGCGUGAGAAAACAGAGUGUUGGCCUCUAUUAAAAAUAGGAGGAUCCCAUCAGCAUUCUAUAGGCUAGGCCUACUAUAUUUAUUUCUCAACUUUCCUAAUAUUAAGCACAUUGCUUCUCUUUACAACAGGAGUAUAGCCUACCUGGCUGGCAUGAAAAUGAACCACAGGAAAAGCGUCCUCCAUUCACAAUUUAAGUGCAUAGAUGACAUGUAUUCUUUUCUGCUGCACCUGUUCCGAGACAGGUGCAUGACAACGGUCCAUUCUAAUUCAAAACAAAUUUCACACAUAUAUAUGAUUUAGUAUAUGUAAAGACAAGAUUAAAUCAAGAAUAGUGUGAUGGGGGUGACAAUAUUAGCCUAUCACUUGUAAAUUAUAUAUUAUCACUUGUGAAUGAUGCCCAGCUUAAGGCAAUAAACUUUUUUUGGCGUCUUUUUCUAAUCAUAGUCGCACAUCUCAAGUAGCCUAGCCCAUAUGUUUUGAUAAGGUUUGUAUCACAACUAAAGUGGCCAAAUAACUUCUUAAAAUGAAGCACAUUAAUCCGCUUUACAACGGGUGUAGAUCCUAACUGGCAUACAUACGCAUGAGUUUCAAGUUUGGGGAAGAUAAUUUUCACCAUACAAAUGCGCCUUUAUAAUAAAAGUAUUACAUGCAUAAUCACAUUUGUGGUCACUUUCGAGAAUGGUGUUUUCCUGCUAAUGGAACAUUUGUGCUUAUAGCCUACUGCUGUGUGUGCAUUGCUGCGCUUAUAAUGUGAAGAAAUAGUCGACUAGUUUAUCAACAUUUUAAGCUAAACGUUCUCAUCUGUUGCGUCAGGCUCAUUGCUUAAAACAGGUUUUUUGAUGUUAGUGGUUGUAUUAAUUUGGAAUCUAUCUCAUCCUACAACUGUCCCAGACUAUGUUUGGAAUAUUUAUUUAUUGCACAGAAUAGAAUAGGUCAACUUUUGUACUAUGGGGGAUAGUAGAUUGACAUAGGCUAGUGCUUUUGCUGUUCGUUAGGCCUACUCAUCUUGUUGGCUGACGAAAAGUAAAUGUGGACAGUUCUUCCAAUAUCUUCAAUAUGCACCUCGGAAUUGAAUAAGGAUGCGCGCAUUUGCGUCCCCAAUGUGUCUGUCUUCACUUGUAGCCUGUGAGAAAGACCCGAUCACGUGAUGGAGAGCCAUGCGAGUGAGAGGUGCUUUGGCACGCAGCCGGGAGAAGGGAAUUGUAAUUGUUAUAUUCAGCCCAAGGGCAUAAUGGCCACUGGCCGCAAAAGGCAUGGAUUUUUUUUAGGGGGCAUUACGGCCACACAAAGGGGAUGCAGCUGGGAAAUUCGAGGCAUUGUCAAGUGCUUGUCAAAUUGUGAUUAAGUGACUGAUGACGUGUGUACAGCCUGCACAAAAAACAAAGCAGAGCUCAUGCCUUUCAUGCAACCUUUUUCAAAUCAUGUCAUUAGAGUCACAUCAUGCAGCCUUAGAAUGUAUUCAAAGUCAAAACAUAUAACCCAACAUUUGUAUCACAACUAAAGUUGCAUAAAUAACUCUAAAUUAAGCAUAUAGGAGGACGUUUGCUCUUUGUCAACACAGAAUAGCCGCAUGUUGCAUGUUGCAUGUUGCGUUUAUAUUUUUGUUCAGUAUAAUUCCUUUCAGCCAGUCAUCACUCAUUUGUGUCAGUGCUGAGCAUGUUGAGUCCAUCCCUAUAAACUGAAAGUCAGUUGUCUGUUAUUGUUUUCUGUCAAAUAACUUUGUAUUUGAUCAAACCAUUUCUUUUUCAAAAGUUUGCUAAGCACUUGUAACAGGCUGAUUGGUCGGCUGUUUGAAUCAUUAAGGGUGCUCUGCUAUUCUUGGGUAGCCGAAUGACCUUUGCCUCCCUCCAUGUCGGAGGGGACACACCGUCUUCUAGGCUUGUGGUGUUAAAUACACAGCUAUCUUGGUAAAUAGUAUGGUCUACAGCUUAUCAUGAGGUAUUCUUACUCAGGUGAGCAGAACCUCGAGACUUCCUUAAUAUUAGAGAUUGCGCACCAGCUGUUGUUAACAGAGACACACACCUCCCCCCUUGAUCUUAUCCGGGGUAGAUGUAUAUUGUCCGUGUCUUCGUUCAGCCACGACUCCGAGAAACAUGGGAUAUUACAGUUCUUCAGAUUCCAUUGAUAUGAUAGUCUCGAACAGAGCUCGUCCAGUUUGUUCUCUUGCACGUUCGCCAAAAGAACAGAGGGUAGAGGCGGUUUAUGUACUCGCCAAUGUAGUUUUGUCAGGGUGUCCGCACGUCGGCCUCUCUCGCGCUGUCUCUUUCUCUUCCGAGUGUCGGGAAUCAGUGCCUGUUCCGGGGUGAGCAGUAUGUCCUGUGCCGCCGACUCGUUGAAGUAGAAAUCUUCAUCCAAUACGAGAUUGGUGAUCGCUGUUCUGAUGUCCAGAAGCUCUUUUCGGUCAUAGGAAACAAUGGGGGAAACGUUAAGAUCAGGUCUCAGGUUCAGGAAUGGCUGAAAAAUUAUAACAUUUACCUAAAAUUAACUCUACAAAUAGCACUGUUGGGAUAUUUGGAAAGCCAUAGUCAAUCAAUCAACAAUAUUAUAACAUUUUAGUAAAAAGAUUCAUCUUUAACUUACAAUCUUUGGAUACUGUGAGAUUAGAAAGGUUCAAAAUUCAUGUAAGACAUCACAGCACAGUCGAAAGAUAUGUGGCACGUGAAAAUCUAAAGAGGAUGGUCUACGGAGAUACAUUUAGGUGGGGUGGACUGAGAGUAGCAGAGGGGUGGGAUUAAAAAGCUCAUGAUCAGUAAUAGUUUUGACUGAAACCAUUAUAUAGAUUUCUGAGUACCUAUCCAGUAUCUAUCCAAAAUGUAAUGUGUAUAAUCAAAAAAUAUAUAUAUUUGUUGUCUAAUUACUGUGUAUAAAAGUACCAUGUGUGUAAAAUGUAUAUCUAGCCUAACCAAAACAAGUCGAAAAAAACAGGGCCAAUAAUAAAACAAAUAAAGAAAUAAAAACCUAAAUAGCAGAAUUGGUCAGGAGCUCGUAAAACGGCCGCUAUCCAAUCCAGCGCCAUUCUUAACUUGUAGCUGAUUUGAAAAGGUUUAAAAAGGCUCCUGAAGUUUGUCAUUUCCACUUUGAAAUUUCAGACUUGAUUUUCCCUUAUGAAAAUGUCCAUUAAUUAUAUGCAGGAUUAUUUUCCUGCUUGUAGCAAACUGUCUCAAAUUAAGAUCUUACAUGUGUAGUGGCUAUAAAGUGCAGGGAUCCUUUGUGUCCAUGUAUUACAGAAUGAGAUACACAUAUUAAAGUAUUUCUAUUAUGGUUGUAUUGUUUAGGCAUAUCUUCACCAUACAUGAUGGUGAUUUGUGGAUUAUGUUUUAUACUACACAUAUCAUAUGUUAGGCACGCCAGAUUGUGAACAUUGACUACUGGUAUUGUCAUUUUUCCAUAGCCAAUUUGACUGUGGAGGAGAUCAGUGCUUUAUUGAACUCAACUGACGGAUGUAUUCAAAUUCCUGGAGUUGACAUAGAGGCUCUAAUGACUCGGUAAGUGAUAAUGAGUACAGUAGAUAACAAACACAUUAUAAAUAUAUUAUAUCAUAAAUAUAAUCCUCAUGUAAAUACAAUGUUGAUUUUAUUUAUGAUUAUAAACUGUGUGGUUCGCGUCCUGAAUGCUGAUUGACCCGUAGUAUACUGAUUGGCCCGUAUACCACGAGUAUGACAAAACAUGGUAACCAGUAUAUAAUAGCAAUAAGUCACCUCUAGGGUUUGUGGUAUAUGGCCAAUAUACUCUGUGUUGCAUCGUGCCUAAGAACAGCCCUUAGCCAUGGUAUAUUGGCCAUAUACCACACCCCCUCAGGCCUUAUUGCCUAAACAUACAGUGGGGGAAAAAAGUAUUUAGUCAGCCACCAAUUGUGCAAGUUCUCCCACUUAAAAAGAUGAGAGAGGCCUGUAAUUUUCAUCAUAGGUACAUGUCAACUAUGACAGACAAAAUUAGAAAAAAAAUCCAGAAAAUCACAUUGUAGGAUUUUUAAUGAAUUUAUUUGCAAAUUAUGGUGGAAAAUAAGUAUUUGGUCAAUAACAAAAGUUUCUCAAUACUUUGUUAUAUACCCUUUGUUGGCAAUGACACAGGUCAAACAUUUUCUGUAAGUAUUCACAAGGUUUUCACACACUGUUGCUGGUAUUUUGGCCCAUUCUUCCAUGCAGAUCUCCUGUAGAGCAGUGAUGUUUUGGGGCUGUCGCUGGGCAACACAGACUUUCAACUCCCUCCUAAGAUUUUCUAUGGGGUUGAGAUCUGGAGACUGGCUAGGCCACUCCAGGACCUUGAAAUGCUUCUUACGAAGCCACUCCUUCGUUGCCCGGGCGGUGUGUUUGGGAUCAUUGUCAUGCUGAAAGACCCAGCCACGUUUCAUCUUCAAUGCCCUUGCUGAUGGAAGGAGGUUUUCACUCAAAAUCUCACGAUACAUGGCCCCAUUCAUUCUUUCCUUUACACGGAUGCAACUCAGCAUUCUUUGUUCCCCUAACACGACGAGUUGAGUUUUUACCAAAAAGUUAUAUUUUGGUUUCAUCUGACCAUAUGACAUUCUCCCAAUCCUCUUCUGGAUCAUCCAAAUGCACUCUAGCAAACUUCAGACGGGCCUGGACAUGUACUGGCUUAAGCAGGGGGACACGCCUGGCACUGCAGGAUUUGAGUCCCUGGCGGCGUAGUGUGUUACUGAUUGUAGGCUUUGUUACUUUGGUCCCAGCUCUCUGCAGGUCAUUCACUAGGUCCCCCCGUGUGGUUCUGGGAUUUUUGCUCACCGUUCUUGUGAUCAUUUUUACCCCACGGGGUGAUAUCUUGCGUGGAGCUCCAGAUCGAGGGAGAUUAUCAGUGGUCUUGUAUGUCUUCCAUUUCCUAAUAAUUGCUCCCACAGUUGAUUUCUUCAAACCAAGCUGCUUACCUAUUGCAGAUUCAGUCUUCCCAGCCUGGUGCAGGUCUACAAUUUUGUUUCUGGUGUCCUUUGACAGCUCUUUGGUCUUGGCCAUAGUGGAGUUUGGAGUGUGACUGUUUGAGGUUGUGGACAGGUGUCUUUUAUACUGAUAACAAGUUCAAACAGGUGCCAUUAAUACAGGUAACGAGUGGAGGACAGAGGAGCCUCUUAAAGAAGAAGUUACAGGUCUGUGAGAGCCAGAAAUCUUGCUUGUUUGUAGGUGACCAAAUACUUAUUUUCCACCAUAAUUUGCAAAUAAAUUCAUUAAAAAUCCUACAAUGUGAUUUUCUGGAUUUUUUUUCUCAAUUUGUCUGUCAUAGUUGACGUGUACCUAUGAUGAAAAUUACAGGCCUCUCUCAUCUUUUUAAGUGGGAGAACUUGCACAAUUGGUGGCUGACUAAAUACUUUUUUCCCCCACUGUAUACUCUUUGAUGUAUACAUUUGAAUUUCCAGACAUGCCUAUUACUUCAUCGGGAUCGGUUGUGCUGUGUUCCUGCUGGGGACCUUUCAGGUGAUGUUGUUCUUGCUGACAGCCACCAAACAGACCAAACGGAUCCGGGAGAAAUACUUCCAUGCCAUCCUCCACCAGCAGAUGUCCUGGUUUGAUACACACCAGAUAGGAGUUCUCAACGUCAGGUUGACAGAGUAAGUUUGAUACAUUGGAUGAAUGAUUGGGGUUUAUUUUAUAUCAAAGAAAGUGUGAUAUUUUAGCCUAGAUGAUCACAUUGAACAACUACAGAUGUAAACAAUGCUAUUAAGAUUGUCUCAAUAAUCAGGAUUAUGACAGUUUUAGCGCACUGCCAAUCAUUUGACUUUCUACAGUGACAUCAACACAAUCAACGAAGGCCUUGGAGACAAGAUCUGUGUGUUUGUGCAGUUCUUCUGUACCUUCUUGUCAGGGUUCAUCAUUGGUUUCAUCUUCGGCUGGAAGCUGACCCUUGUCAUCCUGGCCGUCAGUCCUCUCCUGGCAGGAUCAGCUGCCGUCUGGUCCAAAGUAAGACUACCAAUGACCUACAAUGAUCUUCAUCCCAAAUGGCACCCUAUUCCCUAUAUAGUGCAUUACUUUGGACCGUAUGGGCCCUCUUCGAAAGUAGUAGACUAUAUAGGGAAUAGGGUGCCAUUUGGGACGCAGACAAAAUAUUGUUUUCAUAUGUGCCACUAAACAGUGGUGGCAUCUCUACUCUUGUGCCCAAACCCAAAUUGACCCCUAGUUUAUACUUAUGACCCCUAGUUUAUACUUAUGACCUCUAGUUUAUAUUUAUCCAAUCCUUCAGAUUUCCACAAUCACAUUUAUUGUAUAAAGCCCUUUUUACCUCAGCAGUGUAAGAUACCGUAUUCAUUAACGUUUGUAUUUGAUUUCAGAUACUUGCCACCCUGACCAGUAAGGAGCUGUCUGCCUAUGCCAAAGCAGGGGCGGUCGCUGAAGAGAUACUAGUGGCUAUCAGGACAGUUGUGGCUUUCAAUGGACAGAAGAAAGCUGUGGAAAGGUUAGUCAGUUAUUAACUCAUUAAUGUGUUGCAUAAAACAGUGUAUCUCUUCCCAUAAUUAUUAAUACAAUCUACCAAAAUCAAGACACAUUCCACAAUUGAUGCAUGUCUUCUAUCUAUUUUAGGUAUGAAAACAACUUGGAGGAUGCUAAAAACUUUGGAAUAAAGAAGGCCAUCACCACUAAUGUGUCCAUGGGCUUCACCCAGUUCGUCAUAUUUGGGACGUACGCCUUGGCUUUCUGGUACGGGACCAAGCUCUCUGUGGACGAGCCUGAAAACUACACCAUUGGAAAAACCAUUACAGUAAGCUUUUAUGGAAGAUCCAAAAGAUAAUUAAAAUGUUAUUGUGAAGAGGCCUCUGCAAUGUCUUCACACCUGUUAUUCUGUCUGGCAUGCAGUAUAAUUUCUUUCUUCAUUACAUUUUUUAUUGCUGUUCAUUUUAGGUCUUCUUCUCAGUGAUGAUUGGGUCGUUCUCUUUGGGCCAGGGUGCUCCUAACUUGGAAGCCAUCGCCAAAGCCCGGGGUGCUGCCUAUGAAGUCUACAAUACCAUUGACCAGGUACCGGAAGUAUCCGGUUUAACCCCCUAAAUCACAAUAGCAUUGAAACUGUAUGAACUCACUCUAACUCACUCAGAACAACAUGAUCUCAAGAAUUCAAGUCAAAUUUAGACGUUUGUCCUACUGCCGUAGUUGAUGUGAGUUGAUUUGUUUGUCAUAGCCGCGGCCCAUAGACAGCAGUUCAAAGGAAGGUCACAAACCAGACUGUGUGAAAGGAGACAUUGAAUUCAAGAACAUCCACUUCAGCUACCCCUCCAGGAAAGAUGUCAAAGUAAGUAGUGGAUUUGAAUCGAACCAGAUCCAGACACUAACCUGUCUCCAAAUGAUUUGUAAAAUGCAAAAUAAGGAAGAAGUUUUGUUGAAUUGUCACAGUUUCCAGUUGGAUUAGCAUACUUGCAUAAAUGAUUACAAAAACAUAAUGACAAGCCGUACAAUAGUAAAAUGACAGAUAAAAAUACAUGUUAAAUACAUUGUGGGAUGUGUUCCCUGUCGCUGUAGAUUCUUCAAGGAGUGAAUCUGACAGUGCCUCGUGGGAAGACCAUAGCUCUGGUUGGAGCCAGUGGAUGUGGGAAGAGCACCACCAUUCAGCUGCUGCAGCGUUUUUAUGAUCCAGACUCAGGAGAGGUAUGAACACAUCUAAUCAAGGUUUAUUCAAAGUGUAUAUAAAGUGCAUUUGAACAGAACCAGAGUGCAUACAGAGUCAUGAAGAAGAGACACAUGUCCCACUAUAAAGACUCCAGAGGAGGCUGGUGGGUGGAGCUAUAAGAGGACGGAAUAAAUUCCUCCAUUACAAUGAGCCCGUCCUCCUAUAGCUCCACCCACCAGCCUCCACUGAAGGACUCACAUGCUUUAUUAUCCAACCUCAGGAGAGGUAUGCAGGACAGGAGUGCAUUUAAAGUUCACUGAACUGACCCAUAGUGCAUACAGAAACUCACAUACACACACACACACACGUGUAAUGUACACACACACACACACACACACACACACACACACACACACACACACACACGUGUAACGUACACACACACACAAACAUUCACUCACGUACACUCAUUCUCAAGUUCUGGUUUAUCAGGUUUAGGGUUGACAUCAGUUCAGUAAAGAGUAAAAUAGUAUUAUAGUGCCCUCUUGUGGAAUAUUGAUAUAUAAUUUGUCAGGAACGCUGCUGGUCUGGGUUGCAUAGCCACGGGUGGUAAAGGGUGUUAAGGCUGCUGCAUCACACCCUGAUAAAUCAAAAAUAAUAAAUACAAUAAUAAUUAUUAUAAUAAUAAACAAAAUUCCCAACUUUAUAACUCCUUUAUGAGCAGAGAAAAAUACUUGUCAGCAAAGCGGAGAAAUUUGCAUGCCUAGUGAAUAUGACCCUGGUUUGUUGUCAGAUUACCCUGGAUGGUCGGGACAUCCGGACCCUGAAUGUGAAGUGGCUGAGGGAGAAUAUGGGUAUCGUCAGUCAGGAACCUGUGCUAUUCGGAACAACCAUCGCAGAGAACAUCCGCUACGGCAGAGAGGAUGCCACAGAUGAGGACAUCGAACGGGCCGUGAGAGAGGCCAACGCAUACGACUUCAUCUCCAAGCUCCCCGAUGUAUGUGGGAUAGGAUACUCACAAAUGACAGCAUACAAUGGCUUCAGUGUUUCACAUGUACUAUACAUUAAAUUAUCUAUGGUGUACAAAUGAUCUGAAGUAAGUACGACAGAAGAUAUUCUGUUGUUUCUAUGGUGACUGUGUUGAAUUGAAAGGUUUUUUGUUUUGUUUUGAAAUUGUAUUUAGAGUAAGGAAAUGGCCGAAUAGUGAUGAUAUUAUCCAAAUGGACAAAUUAAAUAUAAUUAUUGAAUCUCCAUCCCAUUUCAUGUGGCGAUAACAGAAGCUGAACACCAUGGUGGGGGAGCGGGGAGCCCAGCUCAGUGGAGGACAGAAGCAGAGGAUUGCCAUCGCCCGGGCCCUGGUCAAAAAUCCAAAGAUCCUCCUGCUGGACGAGGCCACAUCCGCCCUGGACACCCAGAGUGAGUCGGUCGUCCAGGCCGCUCUGGAUAAGGUCAGUACCCUCCCUGAGGACCAGACCCAUGGUUAAGGUUGUUCUCACACCUGGUUUUGCGCAACCUAAUCUCACAUUUGACGGCAUAGCCUAAUUCUAUUUGCUUGACUGCAGCCUUGCAAAUUCACGUUUGCGGCAGUCGGACAAACGUCAAGAAUCACAAUGAAUCCAUGAGAUCUGGUUGGAAUCCAUCUCAGCGAAAAUGAAGACCUAAUACAACAUUUUAAAAAUUUGGAAUAAAUGAUGACAAUAUUGUCUUCUCCCAAUCCCAUAGGCCAGGGCGGGCCGCACCACGAUAGUGAUCGCCCACCGCCUGUCCACCAUCAGAACAGCUGACGUGAUCGCUGGCUUCAGCAAUGGGGAGGUGGUGGAGCAGGGAACACACAGGGAACUCAUGGCCAGGAAGGGAGUCUACUACUCUCUGGUCAUGCAGCAGGUACUGUAUCCGCCUCACUGAGUCCCAAAUGGCACACUAUUCCUUUUAUAGUGCACUACUUUUGACCAUGGCCCCAACUCUGCCUCAACAGUAGAAUCAGUCAACAUCUAAAUCAUGUUGAUCAGAGUCAUAUUUAGAGCCACAUAUCAUCAGCAUCAGAGCGAUAUACCUUAUCAAGCCUGUGUCUAUAUGAAUGAUGAACAGCAGUAAACAAGCUCUGUGUGUAACAUGAUCAAAUCCACUAUAACACCUUGUCUGUUGUUCAGAGUCAAGGGAAGCACACUAUCAUACCUUGUCUGUUGUUCAGAGUCAAGGGAAACCCACUAUCACACCUUGUCUGUUGUUCAGAGUCAAGGGAAGCCCACUAUCACACCUUGUCUGUUGUUCAGAGUCAAUGGAAGCCCACUAUCAUCACCUUGUCUGUUGUUCAGUCAAGGGAAGCCCACUAUCACACCUUGUCUGUUGUUCAGAGUCAAGGGAAGCCCACUAUCACACCUUGUCUGUUGUUCAGAGUCAAGGGAAGCCCACAAUCAUCACCUUGUCUGUUGUUCAGAGUCAAGGGAAGCCAGAGGAAGAUGAAGAGAACCCUGUGGAAGAAGAGGACAACCCUCCUAAAUAUGAGGAUCUGGAUGAUGUCCUGUAUGACUCUUCUGACAUGGAUGAGCUGGAAGUGGUAAACGAGGAAGGAAUAGAAAAUGGCGGCUUUGAAAGGAACUCAAUCAGCAGUGGCCGCGUGGAAAUGAGACCGACCAAGAAGAAAUCUAAGAAGUCCAAGAAAGACAAGAAGGUACUAUUACAUAGAUUAUCCUUAAGGGAGUAAUAUGACAUCCUUUAUAUGUUAUAUUAUAGGAACAUGGCUUUGUUAUAGUGCUAUUGCUGAACUAUCAUCAUAAGUACUUACUAUAUAAUGUAUGGUAUAUAAUGUAUGGUUUAUAAUGUAUGGUUUAUAAUGUAUGGUUGCAUUCAUUUAUGUUUUAGUCAUUUAGCAGACGCUCUUAUCCAGAGUGACUUAAAGAAGCAAUUAGGGUUAAGUGCCUUGCUCAAGGGCACAUCGACAUAUUUUUCACCUAGUCGGCUCGGAGAUUCGAACCUGCCACCCUACUUUAUAUAGUGAUAGUCUAUCAUCAUCAGAAAUAAGAUCUGUUAUAUCAUGUUGGUCCUUGGUCAUUUAGUUUUGUCAUUGAUGACAAUGUUUGAUGACAGAAGGAAGAGAAACCAGAGGAAGCUCCAGACGUCCCCUUCACCAGAAUCCUGGCCCUGAACAAGCCUGAGUGGCCGUACCUGUUGGUAGGAACCCUGUCUAGCCUGGUGGGGGGAGCCGUUUAUCCCUGCGUCGCCAUCAUCUUCGCCAAGAUCAUUGGAGUAAGUGUUUCACAAGAGCACCACCUUGUGUUCAUAUGAAGUAUUGUUAAAUACUGUAGAGACUACUUACAUUUUCUUGGUGUCUUGAUUGAGUUUGAUUUAAAGGAGGUGGUCUUAUUUUUCCACAUCAUUUAUUUGAUGGUCUUGGUUGGUGGGUUUUGGGUCUUAUUUUCCUAAAUGUCCUGUUCAUUUUAUGUUGUUAUCUAUUUUGGGGGGGUUUCUCUCCACCCCUUGACCUUCUCUAGGUGUUUGCUGAGGUUGACCCGGAAGUCAAACGACAGAGAACUAUGAUGUUUUCACUGCUUUUCCUUCUCAUCGGAGGAGUGGCUUUUGUCACCUACUUCCUAAAGGUUUGCUAAUCUAUAGAUCUAACAUGUGUCCAAAAUGGCACCCUAUGCCCUAUACAGUGCACUACGUCUGACCAGGGCCCAUAGGGUGUCAUUUGGGACACACUUUAAAGUACAAUUCUGUAUCUAUCUCAAAGCCUUAAUACGUUGUGGGUAUAACUGGUUGGGUAAAUCUCUGCUGUUUCAGGGUUACAUGUUUGGAAAAUCAGGGGAACUUCUUACCAUGAGGCUGAGGAGGCAGGUAUUCCUUGCCAUGAUGAGACAGGUAGGACAAACUGUCAUGCAGGAAAAUAAAUACUUCAGACAUUGUACAUAAAUUCAAAAAGACUGACUUGUCAUUUUUAAUUGGCUUUACUGUAUUGAUAAUACACAAAAAAAGGACGAUUCUGAACUGCCACUUUGCUGUGUUUUGCCUCAGAAUCUUGCUAAAAUGAUGAUUCUGAACUGCCACUUUGUAGUGUUUUGCCUCAGAACCUUUCUAAAUUGCUUUCCUUACAGGAGAUUGGAUGGUUUGAUGACAACAACAAUGCAGUGGGAGUUCUAACCACCAGAUUGGCCACAGAUGCAUCACUGGUAAAAGGGGUAAGCACAAUGCCCUGAUGUACACAUUGAGCUAGCAAUCAAAACCUAUCACAUCAAGUCAAUGUCAAUUCAGAAUCAUUCUACUGUACAAAUCUUUGAAAAUAUCUACCUGUACAUAUGCUUCUAUGUAUUUGUGACCAUUUACAUUUACAUCAUUUAGAGUUCCAAUGUCUGAGAAUGGAUGGAUCCAACUUGUUUCCUCUCUCCUCACCACCAGGCGACUGGGUCUAGGUUGGGUCUGGCCACCAACACAGUGUGUGCUCUCACCAUCGCCAUCGUGGUGGCCUUCAUCCACAGCUGGCAGCUCACCCUCCUCAUCCUCGCCUGUGUGCCCUUCCUCAUCGGAGCCAACAUCAUUCAGAUGAGGGCCAUGGCAGGCCACGCCUCCAAAGACCAGGGUGCCCUGGAACAGUCUGGGAAGGUAAACAUCAACCUUCUAUUGCAAUUAGGGUUGCAAAAUUCCGGUAAUGUUCCCAAAAUUCCCAGGUUUUCCAGUAAUCCCAGUUCUAGGUUUUUCCGGAAUCAGGAGGGAAUCAGCAGGAAAUCAGGGAAACCUUCAAACAGGAUAUCUGGAUAACAGGGAAUUUCGGGAAGGUUACUGCUAUUAUGCAACCCUAAUUGCAAUGCACUUUGGGACAGUGGCCUAUAUCAGUGUGUGAUACCAUUUGUUCAAAUAAAAUGUUCAUAUAUGUUUGUAGAUAUCUACUGAGACCGUUGAAAACUUCAAGACGGUUGUUGGAUUGACACGGGAGGACGUCUUCUUUCACAAGUUCAUGGACAGUCUAGAAAGACCAUACAAGUAAGAAUACAAUUAUUCACAUUGUUUAUAGACUCAGCUUUUGGAUUGCUUGACCUCAUAAACGACAAUCAAGUACUGAUUUGGUUUCAAUUGAAUACAUCAGGAACGGUUUGGUGAAGGCACCCAUCUACGGACUAACAUUUGCCAUUGCCCAAGCAAUCCCUUACAUGGUCAACGCUGCAAUCUUCCGUUUUGGGUCCUGGCUUAUUGCUCACUGUUACACAGAAUAUGAAAAUGUUUUCCUGUGAGUAUACAUACUGCUACUGUUACAGUAUAUCCUCAUCUAAAUAAAUACACUCACACCAGGGUUGGAGUCAAUUCCACUUAAAUUCCAGUAAAUUCAGGAAGUACACUGAGAUUUUAAUUCCAGUUCUCUUCAAUGCUUUUCAAUUAGGAAAAUGUGGAAUUGGAAUUGGGUUUACUUUUUGAAUUGACGGCAAUUGAAAUGGAAUGUACCCCAACCCUGACUAGAACCCCUGGCUGCCACAUUGUCACUACACAGUAAUAUAAUAAUAAUAAUAAUAAUAAUAAUAAUAAUACCCUCCAAAAUAAUAAUAGUUUGGAGGGUGCUUACAUUUGUCCUAUUUCACACAUGUACAAGUGUGUAUUAAUGCGCAUGUGUGAAUUGUAAAUGUGUUUUUUGCAUAUUCCAAAUCUCCCCGAGACACCCUCGUUGAGUUGGGUCAUGGCCAGGGUCUGCCAAUAUAGUGGCAGUGAUAGUACAACAUUGUCCUUUUCUUUCGCAGUGUGUUUUCCGUGAUUAUAUUUGCUGCCAUGAACAUAGGAGAGUCUGCGUCUUUUGCUCCUGACUUUGCCAAGGCGAAAGCAGCAGCAGGGAGAAUUCUUGGCUUGUUGGAGAAGAAACCAGAGAUUGACAUUUACAGUGAGGAGGGAGGGAAGCCAGUGAGUGAGCUAUGAUGCGUCUUACUCCAAUACAAACAAACAAACAAUGAUAUAACAUUGUUUUCUUUCUGGAACAAAAAUGUUGUCUUUUCCAGACGGACAUUGCCGGGGACAUUGAGUUCCGAGGGAUCCACUUUGCAUACCCGACCCGUCAGAACGUAAGGGUUCUCCAGGGGUUGAACGUGUCAGUGGGGCCUGGUCAGACCCUGGCGCUCGUCGGGGAGAGUGGCUGUGGGAAAAGCACCUCCAUACAACUACUAGAGCGCUUCUAUAGCCCUGCUGAAGGACAAGUGGUGAGACAACCACAAAAAUAAUAAAAUAAUACAUGUAAUGUAAAACACGCUUUUCAAAACUAUUUCAAGGUGCUAAACCAGUAUACUGUGUAUUAGAAUGCAACAAAUAUAGUAAAACUGUAAGGCCACUUUUUAGCAUUUUAAUAUUUGUAACAUUAUGGAUUAUUAACUCCUUUGGUAUUCCAAGAUGUUACUUCUUUUUAAUCUGAACAUUUAAACAUUCUAAUCCUAACUCUGUAGUAUUAUUGGGGUGUCUCAGUUAGUGAAGGGGUUGACCUAAAUUUGUGGUAUUAUUGUGGUGUCUCAGUUAGUGAAGGGGUUGACCUAAAUCUGUGGUAUUUUUGUGGUGUCUCAGUUAGUGGAUGGGUUGGAUACUAAGAGCCUGAACCUGUCGUGGCUGAGGUCUCAGCUGGGCCUGGUGUCCCAGGAGCCCAUCCUGUUCGACUGCAGCAUCUCAGAGAACAUCCAGUACGGGGACAACAGCAGAGAGGUCUCCCAGGACGAGAUAGAGGAGGCAGCCAAGAACGCCAACAUCCACAACUUCAUCAUGGGCCUGCCAGAGGUAUAGAAACAGUAUAGUGAGGGAGAUGGGAGGAGAGAUGAUAGGCUGUAGCUGUAGGAUGAUAUUUGAAGUCUUCUCAAAAGGGAUCCCAAAAAUGUCAGUGGUGAGGUCACAGUAGAACUUAAACUAAUGUCUCUCUACAGAUAUUCAUAUACAAUAGCUAUUGACUAGCCCGAGACUGGCUAUUAUGACUUAGAAUUUGGCUGCUGGAAAUUUAUAUUUUAAAAGUGUUCAAUAUAGACACACUAUAAAUUGUGUUGUUGUUGUUGUUUUGUCAGAAAUACAACACCAGGGUUGGGGACAAGGGGACCCAGAUGUCUGGAGGUCAGAAACAGAGGAUAGCCAUCGCCAGAGCCCUGGUCAGACAGCCUAAAGUACUGCUGCUGGAUGAAGCCACUUCCGCCCUGGACACUGAGAGUGAGAAGGUAAGUCACAUGGACAUUGAGUGUUGGCCAUCUCAUUUUCUAUCUAUUAAUUAAUUAAUUAAUUAAUGAAUUAAUGAAUGGCCUGGUGACGGGCGGCAACACACAAAAGCUUAUCUUCACACAGUAUGGCCUCUCCCUCCUUCCCAAAUAACCUCUCUGUCUCUCUGUUUCCUCCCUCCCUCCCUCCCUCCUUCCCCCUCUCCCUCUCUCCCUCACUCUCCCUCCCUCCCUCCCCCAGAUUGUCCAGCAGGCCUUAGACGCCGCCCGGCAGGGCCGCACCUGCAUCGUGAUCGCCCACCGCCUGUCUACCAUCCAGAACGCAGACCAAAUAGCGGUCAUUCAGUAUGGUCAGGUGACAGAACAGGGUACACAUGCUGACCUCAUGGCUAAAGAGGGGGCUUACUAUGCCCUGGUCAACGCACAGGUCACCCACUAACUCAUAUUCAGAUUGACGUUUUUGCUGCAUAUGUACUGUUCUGUUGAAUGUUGUUUUGUGAGCUCUUUUUAUUGAGCUGCCCUUCUUGGCCAGGUCCCCCUUGAGAAAGAGGUAUCCUGUCCAUAAUGGGACUUCCUGGUUAAAUGAAGGUUAUAUAUAAAAAUGAAUAAAAAAUAAGGACUCUAUAUGGAUAAUGGUAUGGCAGCCAAACUCACUUUGAAUGGACUGCUAAAUGAUGUUCAAUUGUAUGAUACAAACUGUCUCAGUGUCAAUCAGUAGGUGGUGCACUGAAAUGUAGCCUAUUGGUUUACUGUGCUAUUGGGUUACUGUG
Messenger RNA from Coregonus sp. 'balchen', 24765 nucleotides. Lineage: Eukaryota; Metazoa; Chordata; Actinopteri; Salmoniformes; Salmonidae. The record is from the annotation of a GenBank genome assembly.